AUGACGUCUGUUCGGAAAAGAAAGAUGGCCCGCUCGUCGGUCAAGAAAAACACCAGGCGCGUCAAGGACAGCAGCAAGCGGGUGGUCCUCAAGGGCCACCCUCUCAUGGCCCAGUACUGGGACCCUAAGCUCACAUUGAUCCAGAACUACAAGAAGCUUGGCUUGACCGUGAGUCUAGGAAAGCAGAACGGAGGUGUGGAGCGCAAGUUGGAAUCCGUCAGCGAACGCCGCGCACGUGACGUUGAAAGUGACUCCGACGACGACGAUGCCAGCUCGGCUACUCUAGGGUCCGAUGAGGUUGAAACUGACCCCUUGAAAAUCCCCGCUGGCGAGGCCCGCAUCGUGCGUGACCCGGAAACCAACGAGGUUGUCAAGGUGGUCUACGGCCAGAUGCAGCCGGAGCAGCCGGAGGAAAAGAGCGAGUUUUCCAUAGUCGACAAGUUGGAGGAGUACAACAAGGAGCACGCCAAGCCCGUGCGUGACACCAAGCCUUCCGACCGCGAGGACCACUGGUUGAGCCAGUUGCACGACAAGUACGGCGAGGACUACGAGCGCAUGAAGUGGGACAAGAAGUUGAACCAGACGUUCAUGUCUGCGGGCCAGUUGAAGCGCAAGAUGGCCCAGUGGAAGAAGGCGCACGGCAUCUAG
This is a messenger RNA of Metschnikowia bicuspidata var. bicuspidata NRRL YB-4993, 648 nucleotides long. RefSeq lists its product as uncharacterized. The transcript has a single exon. NCBI's taxonomy places the organism in Eukaryota, Fungi, Ascomycota, Pichiomycetes, Serinales, Metschnikowiaceae. The record is from RefSeq and is a predicted model, not a curated record. Gene Ontology annotation, cellular component: nucleolus. Gene Ontology annotation, biological process: ribosomal large subunit biogenesis. The coding region runs from base 1 to 648 and encodes 215 amino acids.